This is a messenger RNA of Nilaparvata lugens (brown planthopper), 557 nucleotides long. RefSeq names its product glypican-4-like. The transcript is spliced from 2 exons. Gene Ontology annotation, biological process: regulation of signal transduction; cell migration; regulation of protein localization to membrane. The record is from RefSeq and is a predicted model, not a curated record. Gene Ontology annotation, cellular component: synapse; plasma membrane; cell surface. NCBI's taxonomy places the organism in Eukaryota, Metazoa, Arthropoda, Insecta, Hemiptera, Delphacidae. The annotation marks the transcript as partial.
GUGUUAAUCUCGAAACUAGGUGCACAAGACACUAAUCUUAGAUUUAGAAGAGAAGUAGUAGAUCUAGAUUCGAGGAUUUCUCGCUUACGUAGAGAUCCAGGAAGUAAAAACAGUGGAGCUACUUCUUCCGGUGGUGAAUUGUCUACGGAAAGACUGCAGUUUCCAAGGGCGGGAAAACAUGGCAAUCUAGGAGGCAGUGGCGACGAGGAAAGUGACGAUCUGUAUGCAUUGGAUUGGAUAAACUGAUGAAGGAUAUCAGGCUGAGAGUGCGGAUACGAAGCAGUAUUGGGCCAGGCUUCCGUAUCAAAUGUGUAAUGGAGACAGUGUGGCCUCGGGGCCUGGCAAGGAGGAUAGUUGCUGGAAUGGCGCGCAGAAAGCUAGAUACGAGAGCAGAGUGACGGGAGAUGGUCUGACGCCGCAACAGAAGAACCCAGAGGUGGUGGUGGAUGUAUCCAGGCCUUCAUCUCUGCUCAACGAACAGAUCUACGCGUUGAAGACCAUCAACAACAAACUGAAGAACGCGCACAUGGGAGUCGAUGUCGACUGGAUUGAUAUCG